Frankliniella occidentalis (western flower thrips) is the source of this 3178-nucleotide messenger RNA. RefSeq lists its product as uncharacterized. Gene Ontology annotation, molecular function: RNA binding. Lineage: Eukaryota; Metazoa; Arthropoda; Insecta; Thysanoptera; Thripidae. The record is from RefSeq and is a predicted model, not a curated record. The transcript has 18 exons. Bases 31 to 2892 code for a protein of 953 amino acids.
UGCAUACGUCUGCUAAGCUGCACCCUCAUCAUGUUGAGAAAUAUGAUCAACAAUAUAGAAGUGUCUGUGCCCAAUGAUACUAAUCAAAACGAUGACAUGCUUGAUGAUUCAUUCGAUCCUAUGCGAGAUGAUUGGGAGAACAUCAACAUCAACUCGUAUGAGCAUGGUCCAGGUGCCAACUUGGAUGUAAAUUUGCAAUGUCCAAGACACAGGGAUAAAAAUAAUCAAGUUGUAUACAAGAUAAUGGUCAAUAGAAUUCCUCCUGGCCUUACACGGGUUGGUUUAGAAAAUCUCUUUCUAAACUUUGGGACACCCAAUGUGUUAAAAUGCCAGGAACAAGCUUCUGACAAAUUAAACUUUGCCCUUAUAUCAUAUAACACCUUGGCAGAGGCGAUAAGAGCAAUAAGGUUUUUUGACACAACUACAUUAUUUAAUCAAAUGAAAGUGGGUUUUGCACGUAGUGAUGAGGAAAAUGUAAGGAUACAAAGAAAGCGUCAAGAGGAGGAAAGACAGUUUGCCAAUAUGGUACAGCAGAGAAACAAUAAUUAUCAACCAGCCCUGCGGCAAGAUAGAUCUCCAGGAAAAACAAAUCGUCCACUUUUAAGAAUGCUUGGCCGUGGCUUUAACCGCGGUAGGUUUAUUUUGAAAGCUACCAAGGAAGCAUCUGAUAGGAAGGCAGGGCUUCAAAAUUGUGCCUGGUCGAAUGGGGUUCCUGACUUCAGAGAUUCCUCUGGAAUGUUGUAUGAUCCUAAGUCAUAUAGAUACAAUACCACCAAUAAAGUUUUGCAGAGUAUUGUUGUCACUGCAGGAGGAAAUUCACUCCGUAAGGUUGCAAUGGGUCGUGGAUUUGUUCCUCCUGAAAAUUCGACUGUUGACUUAAACCAUGACAAGCCUUUAUUUGGAGUUAUUGGAACUGAUAUUCAGGUACCCAUACAGCCUUGUGUUGCUUGUGGAGCAGAAACACCCCAAAAAUGUUCGCAGUGUGGAGCUCCAUAUUGCUCAGUUCAAUGUCAGAAGGUUGAUUUUCGAAGGCACAGGCCUAUGUGUACUCCCAAAGAAUCCAUUGACAUUAUUCUUGAACCAAAUCUUCAAAACACUGUGAGGUCGGCCCCUCUAUGUCAAAACAACAACCCAGUUGAGGCUUCAACAACAAUCAACACCCAACGAUUUUGGGGGAAACCAGAGAAGAAUGUUCUGAGUUUACUCCAAACUGGAACUGAUUCUAUAUUUUCUAUCAACUCCACAUCAGAUGGAAAAUACCAUGGCACGCUUAGCUGUGGUCCUAUUUUUGAAUUUGCCCAGAACCUUUUUGUAGAUUUACCUGAUGAAAUGAAAAAGUCUUUUUACAAUUCACUACUGUGGCCAUCAAUGGGUAUGCUUGUGGCAGUACGCUUUGAGGACUCAAUAUGGCGUGGAUACAUAAUUAACAUUCCGUGUUUGGGAUCAUCAACCAAAUACACAGUAGCUCUCUGUGAUUAUGGUAAAAUCGUAACAGUUGACAUAUCAGAUCUUUUGUCACUGCCGUCUUCCUAUCACACUUUGCCUGAAUUGGCUGUCACUUGUGAAGUAGUCCAAGCAGUUGCUCUAAAAGAUAAUUUGGACUUACAUAUCGUAAGCUCCUGUAAUAGUGGGGCAACUGCCAAAAUCAUGGGUGAAAAUAAAUCAGAAAUUGGUAUUGUAUCUUUGUCGCCAUGGCUGCCGUCUUGUGGCGACGAUCUUAUCCCAGUUUCAAUUGAACCGCCUUGUAUGGUAGUUGUCACUGCCUAUCAUAAUCAGGGGACAAUCUAUGUACGACCCUUAGGCAAGAAUAUUCAAGAACAACUUUUCACUCUGAUGCAAAAGGUGGCAACUAUAAAUGUAACAAGCCAGCCUAUCCAAAGACCACCAUACAAAGGAGAAAUGGUUGCUUGCCGAUACAAGAAGGAUGGCAACUUCUAUCGUGCCAUUGUAUCUGAGGCUGCAUCAACAAAUGAGUAUUCAGUUUUUUUUGUGGAUUUUGGAAAUGUAGAUGUUGCAUCUGCACUAGAUAUGAAACCCAUAUCCCAAGAAUUAAAAAAUCAUCCAUGCAUGGUAAUGCCUGUCAGCCUCAAAGGUGUAAAGCAGGGUCCCCUUUCUGAGGAUGCAAUUCAGUUGUUAAAUCGAAUUUCAUUAAAGGAGCAGCAGUUUAGGCUGGAGUGCCCAAAUACAUCUGUAGAAGGGGUAGAGCUAUAUUACCCAGACAAUAAAAGUCUGAACCACCAACUAAAUGAGCUUCUAAUGCCUGAAUGGGAAUUGCAAAUGAAGAAGGGAGCUGAACCCCACAAAGGAGAAGUUUUCUUAAUUGAUGGGGUGCCUGUUCUGCCUUUACUGAAAGAUGGGCAGAGAAAGGGCACAACCAAUGUUGUUGUGGCAAAUAUAAUUUUUGAUGGGCGGAUUGCUGUAUGUCCCAUUGACAGCCCCGAGGUCGAGCAUGUGCUGCAGACCCUCGCAUUUCAAAUUAAUGAGUUCUGUGAAUCAACAGAUCCUAAUAUGUGCUACAACCCACGUAUACAUGAAGUGUGUUUUGCUAAAUAUAAAGAUGGGUUGUGGUAUCGUGCCGUCAAUUAUGAGACAAAGACUCAAACACAGAGCUGCCAAGUGUUCUUCAUAGACUAUGGUAAUUCUGAGGAUGUAGAAUUUAAAGACAUCCGGCGCAUGGUUCCCGAUUUUGUGUCUAUUCCAGCAAUAAUGUCAAUGUGCUCUAUAGAUGGAACUCCAGAUGAUGUUACUUCAGAGACAGUGAAGAGGAUUAGUGAAUUGGUUUCUGUCAAUCAAGUAUACCAAGUGGAUGUUCUGGAAACAUUUGCCUCCGGGGACUAUAAAAUACACAUACCAGAAAUAUCCAAACAGUUGAUGUCUGAAUUCCGUCGUUAAUCUGCUGUAUGUUGUUUUUAUACUUAACCAAUUAAGAUGAACUACAGCUUCAAUAUUCAAAUGUAACUAUGAAUCAAUAUUACUUUUUUUAGACAUCCCUGAAUUGAUUCUGCAUGUAAGACAAUUGCAUACAAAUUAUGCCUAUGUUCAAAUUUUCUAUUUUUAUUGUUAUGAGACUGAUCAAAAGGAAAUCAAAGAUAAUUUUUUUCUGACUACCUUAAAACACUCAGACCAAUGUUUGUUUUGUUAACAGUAUUUCUGAAAUAAAAGAUCUGAUAUUUGUAAA